AUGCUAACGAUUCCUCGGCUGGAGUUGCAAGCAGCGAUUUUGGGUGCACGCUUGGCGAAGAGUAUCAUAGAGGCGCACUCGGUUUCAAUCAAGCAAUGUUAUUUUUGGACGGACUCACGAACAGUUCUCUCCUGGAUCAACAGUGACCUUCGUCGCUACCAACAAUUCGUCUCAUACCGAAUUAGUGAAAUUCUUGAGACUACCGAACCAUUUAACUGGCAUUCGAUAUCAACAUACGAUAACGUAGCUGAUGAGGCUACUAAGUGGAAGAAAGUUCCUGAGGUCAGUGUUGAAACUCGCUGGUUUAAUGGCCCACCGUUUUUGAAGCUGGAGAAAAAGUAUUGGCCAGUAGAGUCCUUCUCACCGGGAGCCGCAACUACAGUAGAGCUUCGUGCCCAGUACGUUGGGACACAUCAUGAAGGACGGUUGAAUGAAUUUAUUGCAUUGGACCCAAAUCGUUACUCAUCCUGGCGUCGACUUUUAACCAUGACUGCAGCAGUCGUAUACAGUGCCAAAAUUUGGUUAAGCCGCGUCAGACCACAUCCUGAAGGCAUUGAUGGUGUAAGCAGCUAUCGUACACCGCGAACUGAAGACUUCAAGUUGGCCGAAAUAAUGCUGUGGAGGCAGGCACAGUUCGAUACUUACAAAGAAGAAAUAUAUUCCCUUAAACAUGGGAAGUUCGUUGAGCGAUCCAGCUCACUUUACAAGUUAUCCCCAUAUCUGGAUGGAAACAAUAUUAUGCGACUUGGCUCGCGCUUAACUUCAAAAGAUAGAAACGAUUUGGUAAUCCUCCCCAAGAGUCAUCGAAUAACGCACUUGAUUGUGGCUGACUUCCACACGAAAUAUCACCAUCGGAAUUUAGAGACAGUAGUUAACGAUGUACGACAACGAUACUGGGUGCCGCGGCUAAGAGUAGUCGUUAACGAAGUUCAAAAGCAAUGUCAGCGCUGUAAGUUGAACAAGGCGAAACCAAAACCUCCGAUAAUGGGACAACUACCCUCGGCUAGAGUUUCUGCAUUCUGUCGACCAUUUACUCAGGUUACACCAGGGGGGAGUGUUGAGCAAGAUCCGGCAACAUCUGAUAUCGAUAAAAUCUAA
Messenger RNA from Rhagoletis pomonella (apple maggot), 1098 nucleotides. RefSeq lists its product as uncharacterized. NCBI's taxonomy places the organism in Eukaryota, Metazoa, Arthropoda, Insecta, Diptera, Tephritidae. The record is from RefSeq and is a predicted model, not a curated record. Bases 1 to 1098 code for a protein of 365 amino acids. The transcript has 2 exons.